This is a messenger RNA of Sorex fumeus (smoky shrew), 722 nucleotides long. It is a transcript of the gene SHISAL1, whose product is annotated as shisa like 1. NCBI's taxonomy places the organism in Eukaryota, Metazoa, Chordata, Mammalia, Eulipotyphla, Soricidae. The record is from RefSeq and is a predicted model, not a curated record. The transcript is spliced from 5 exons. The coding region runs from base 24 to 722 and encodes 232 amino acids.
CCGCGGACCCAUGCAGACAAACGAUGACCAGCAGUGGCCGGCGGACCCUCCCCGCGCUGGUCCUCUCCGUGCUGGCCUGCGCAGUCCUGUCAGCCCACUUCCGCGUGUGCGAGCCCUACACGGACCACAAGGGCCGCUACCACUUUGGCUUCCACUGUCCCCGGCUCUCGGACAACAAGACGCUGACGCUGUGCUGCCACCAUAACAACACGGUCUUCAAGUACUGCUGCAACGAGACGGAGUUCCGGGCUGUGACUCGGGCCAACCUGACGGCGGGCGCCGAGGGCUACCUGCACAACAACUACACGGCGCUGCUGGGCGUGUGGAUCUACGGCCUGUUCGUGCUGGCACUGCUGGCCCUGGACCUGCUGUACUACUCGGCCAUGAACUCGGACGCCUGCCAGCUCUACCUGGCCCGCUGGGGCGUGCGCGGCCGCUGGACACAGCCGGAGCCGCGGGGCUGGGGGCGCCCGGCCCGGACCCCGCCGCCCCCGGCCGCCCCCCCGGCCGCGCGGGGACCCCCGCAGCCCGCCACCGCCGCAGACCUUCCAGAGUGCGUCUGCCUGGGCGCGUGUGAGGGGCACAGAGACCCCCCCUGGCCGUGCCUCAGGAUGAGGGAGCCCCAGGACGCCGGCAUGGCCCCCGAUAAGAACCGCCUGGACGGACGCCAGCGAGAGCCGGGGGGGACGCGCCCCCCGCUCCCCCCAGCCCCGGACUCCUAA